AUGGAGGCGUUAUAUGAGGGUAUGCGUCGCAUGAGGCACAGGCGCAACCGCAAUAACGCCCUCAUCAACCGGAACUCCAUUGAGCUUCCCCCUGCUCCCCUCUCGACUCCCUCGGGAUCGCGUCCUCAGUCAUUUAAGAUGAUGGAGGAGAGACAUCUUCACCGAGCAAGAGCUCUAUCACGCCCUGUUCCUCCUAACCCUCCCAACUCACCUCGCCUCCAAGAAAACAUGCUCACUCAAGACCCCAACCUGAUUCGGGACUUUUAUAUGUCUCCUCUUGUUGUCAGGGCAGCACAUGGCCUAGCUGUUCUUGAACCCUUGGCUCUAGAACAAUACGAGAUGAGAGACGAACAGCCGACUAACAGCACAACAGACGAGAACGAUGAGUCUCUCCAGCGCUACAAGGAGUCCCUCGGCCUUGGUGGCGGCAAGGACCUCUCUGACGCUUCUGACCCCCGUGUCUGCAUCAUCCUCUCCCUGACCAUGGAGUCUCCCGGUCGUGACCCCGUCACCAUCGACCUUGCUGCUCCCGGCUCUGAGGCGACCCUCAAGGACAAGCCCUUCAAGAUCAAGGAGGGUGCCAAGUUCACCAUGGUUGCCAAGUUCAAGGUCCAGCACGAGAUUCUCAGCGGUCUGCAAUACGUCCAGGUCGUCAAGCGCAAGGGUAUCAAGGUCAGCAAGGACUCUGAGAUGCUGGGCAGCUACGCUCCCAACACCGACAAGCAGACUACCUACACCAAGCGCUUCCAAGAGGAGGACGCUCCCUCCGGCAUGCUCGCCAGAGGUCACUACAACGCCAUCUCCAGCUUCGUCGACGACGAUAAGAAGACUCACUUGACCUUUGAGUGGUCUUUCGACAUUGCCAAGGACUGGUAG
Messenger RNA from Colletotrichum fioriniae, 876 nucleotides. RefSeq names its product rho GDP dissociation inhibitor (gene RDI1). Gene Ontology annotation, biological process: Rho protein signal transduction. Gene Ontology annotation, cellular component: cytoplasm; cytosol; membrane. NCBI's taxonomy places the organism in Eukaryota, Fungi, Ascomycota, Sordariomycetes, Glomerellales, Glomerellaceae. The record is from RefSeq and is a predicted model, not a curated record. Gene Ontology annotation, molecular function: protein binding; Rho GDP-dissociation inhibitor activity.